Messenger RNA from Symbiodinium necroappetens, 2784 nucleotides. The record is from the annotation of a GenBank genome assembly. NCBI's taxonomy places the organism in Eukaryota, Dinophyceae, Suessiales, Symbiodiniaceae.
AUGGCUGAUUCCACCGGGAAUCUCUCGGGUUCGGGUCGUUUGCGCCGGCCCGUGUGGGCUACCCCGCCGAAACCUUUGCAGUCUUUGGAUGAUCCGCUGCUGAGGGGCGAGGCUCUGAUCUCACCGACGGUCGUGUCAUCACAUGCGCAGCUUCCAGGGCUGCCGAAGCAACCGAACUUUCCGAAGUCUGCUUCCGUGCCUGCUUUUCCAGCGGCCGAGAAAAGAUCGCCGCUGCAGCCGCUUGAGCAUCGGCCGAGCACUUCGGCCGGUAGUGACGUUUCGGUGCCAAGUCGAGGCUCUAUCAGAUCUUCAUGCGGCCCCCGCAGGAAGUGGGCACAGCCAUUGGCGGAGUUCGAUCGUACUCUGUCGAAAGACUUCCAGGGUCAGAUCCAGUCGGAGCUCAGCUCUUUAGAUGAUGAGCACGCAUCACUGACUCUUUCAGAUGCACCGCCUUUGGAUCAGGGCUUGUCAUACCCGGCUCGAAAAGAAAAUUUUAAGAAAGAACAGUUCUUUCUUCGGUUUGAAUCUGUACAGCAUGGCCGAUCUGGCAGUGCUGGCGGCACCACCUCCGCCAACGAUGGGAGUGAGGCUUUCGAGGCAGAAGAGCUGGUUGACCAGGAGGUGUUCCUGAAAGAUCUGGCCGAUGUGGAUCAUCACAUCCAGGACCUUGCUCGCAGCAUUUUGUUCCAACAUCUCGAACGCGCAAGUAUGGAGGAGCGCGCCGCUGCCAAAGCCGAAGAGGCACGGCGACGCCGAGAGGCAGAACUUCGCCGUGCCAGGAAGAAGGAGCAGAUGGCCAGGGACCCGAAACGAAAGGUGGCAUUGAAAAUCGAAAACAAAAGGAGAUUUUCCGGACAUGAGGAGGAUGAGCCGGAUGCCACGAAAGGAAAAGACACUAUUCCUUUAAGAAAGUACGAGGUGUACGGCGAAAGUGGCCCAGAGAAAGUGAACAUAGUAGACAUUUUGAAAAUCCAGAGCCAGUGUGAAAUGCUGAACGAGAGCGGCGGUGUUGACCGAAUGCUGGAUGCGAGGCACCACAGUGAGAAGCUGCGGAGAGCCUUGACCUUCACGGAUCCGGGUGACCGGAAUUCUGAGACUUCGCUGUUUCCAAGCGAUAUCUCACCAGACCUUCCUAGAGACGAGCGAGCCAAGCAGCUGCGCAAGGACAAGUACCUGAAUCAGUUGAUCGAGAAGAUGAGCACGCUUAGGAGUGAGUGGAAGUACAUGCUUCCCUUCGACCUUGACCUCGCCAGCUCCGGAUUUGUCGAUGCGCAUGGGCAGAGGAUAUCUGUGUCGAACCUGAUUGCCCGCAACCCACGUGCCGCUCAAAAGUUCCUCAAGGAGCUCUCGAGCCUCAUUGGCCAGAGAAUCCAGGCCUAUGGAGGUCGAAGGGGUGGCAUUGUCGGUGGCUACACCUUGCUGGAAUCACUGGGCUCGAAGGAUCCAGUGUCCUCGAAGGACACGCCAGAUCCUGUUCAGCGCAUGAUGAGCAAGAAGAAGAGCCAGAAAGAUCUACAGCGCAGCGACACACAGCGGGCCAUCUCCAGGAAGCGGUGGUCGAUAGUCAAGGCGUUAACGCAGUGGCUUUUGCUCUGGUUUCGAAGACGACGCCUGCACACGUCAGCCAAUAUAUGUGUUAUGGUCCUGCGACAGAUGGGUGAAUGGUCUAGGAUCAGGAGUGCAAUGAAAGGCUUUGUCGACAACGUUACUCUUCUCCAGCGAUGGUGCAAGCGGUUCCUUACUGUAAAAAGGCGGAGGUGUGGGCUUUGUGAGAAGGAGUGGGAGAGGUUUGAAGACUUCCACUUGUCCCAUUUCUUCCGCAACAAGGCCCAAGCCAUCAUUCAGGAGCAGAAGGAGUUAGCGGCCACGGAAGCUAUGGGUGGUCAGGGCAAGAGGCAGUACAAAGGCAUACAGUCUGGGAAAGCCAAGCGGGACAAGCAGGCCUUCCUGAACUUGCUGGAAGCUGGUGUUGAAGGAGGCGAAAUAUCUAUUGACUUCCGAGCUUACAAGAUCCCCCCUGCGGAAAGGAGAGCCAUUAUCAACCGAUGGUACAUGGUGACUUUGAGGAACCAUGUACGUUCAGAGCAGACUAUCGCUUUGACCAUAAAGGAGAUGCUGGCGGCCGAACGGGAACUGGAGCGCUUCGUGAGUACGUUCGGUUGCAGGACCGUUGUGCAAGUCGCCCCCACCAUAGAGGAGGAGGUGGACAUGGUGGACGACAAAGGAAGAAAAGUGCGAAAAGGGCAGUUGAGUGAUGAUGACAUGUGGCAGCUUCGUAUUGGGGCCAAGCUGAAGCACGAAUGGUACAGAGUUACCGAGGAGUUUGUCAUCAGAUGCAUUGCCGUGGCCGCGCAGGCAAUGGCUCAAAUGGCACCGUUCCAGGACCACCCAGCCAAUCGCGGCCUCACUACAAGACCAGUGGCCGUGCCCUACGAUGGGGAGGCGGACAAGAGGGUCUUCGCCACUAAAGUGGUUCGAGCUGCGGCUCGUCCUUGCGACCUGGGACGCUUGGGAACGAAGUCGCUGCAAGUCAGGGCUUCCAAGGCUCGACGCCUGGACGAAGAGUCGAUCACGAGCAAGCCGAAAGGACACGUGGAGCCCAACAGAAGGAAUUCCGUGAACGACACAGUCGCAGGAAAGCCGCCGACCUCUUCUCAAGACAUUGAGGAUGUUUUGAAGCAGCUCACGCCGCGUUUACGUCAAAUUAGUGAGGCUCAGAAUUUGGAGUACAGGUUGGGCAAAUCCAAGGAGGACAAAGAAGAGAAGUUCGAUGCCGAGGGAUGA